Molecule: messenger RNA, 1563 nt
Organism: Penicillium robsamsonii
Lineage: Eukaryota; Fungi; Ascomycota; Eurotiomycetes; Eurotiales; Aspergillaceae
Product: putative feruloyl esterase
Exons: 2
Coding region: 1-1563 (520 amino acids)
Molecular function (GO): thiosulfate-cyanide sulfurtransferase activity
Source: RefSeq, a predicted model, not a curated record
AUGGCGAGCCUCUCUCCAUCGUUGUGCACGCCUCAGGCAUUUUCAUAUCCUCACAUACCAGGUGCCGAAGUGCUAUCACUGCACGCUUCCCAAGUUUCAAAUGUAUCCAAGUACAUACCCGAAUGGUACUACUACAACCAUGGCGGGGUGACAGCUCAAAAUCUCAACUUCUGUAAUGUCACAGUGACCUACAAACACACCGGCAAAAACGACACCAUCAACGUUGGGGUCAUCCUACCCAGUGACUCGUGGAAUGAACGACUUCAAGGAAUCGGAGGAAACGGCUACACAGCGGGCCUCACUAGCACAACGGAAUUUGGAAUGAUCGCAGCAGCUGCAGAAGGCUACGUCGCCAUCUCAACAGACGGUGGCCACACAACCGACGACCCUGCAGACUGGGGCCUUCUGGAAAACGGAACGCCGGACUACAAUACCAUGUACAACUUCGGCAUUGCUUCUCUCGGCGAUGCAGCAAUCAUCGGAAAGAGCGUGGCAGAGAGUGCAUAUGGAUCGAAACCCAAAUACUCUUAUUGGACCGGCUGCUCGCAAGGUGGCCGACAGGGUCUGGCGCUCGCCCAACAAUAUCCUGAAGCAUAUGAUGGGAUUGUUGCCUCUGCUCCGGCAAUAAAUUGGCCACAAUUUUCGAUGGGAGGAUAUUGGACUCAGUUUGUCAUGAACCAGCUCGAUGAAUAUCCAUACCCUUGCGAGAUCAACGCUGUGACAGAUGCUGCUCUCUCCGCGUGCGACAGUGCUGACGGUGUCGUGGAUGGUGUAAUCACGGACCCGGAUUCAUGUGUCUUUGAUCCCUUCACUUUAGUGGGAACCCAAAUCAACUGCAGCGACACUAGAUCACAGUUGAGAAUUUCGGCUGCUACCGCGAAGGUCGUUAAUGCUACCUGGACGGGAGCAAGGGACUCACAAGGCAACUUCUUGUGGUAUGGAUUCAAUCCUGGGACUGCAUUGACAGGGGCAAAUACACCGGCAAAUACAAAUUGUACCAACGGGACAUGCACUGCAGUCUCCAGCCAGCUGUAUAAUCGAUGGGCUCAGGUUUUUAUCGAGCACAACCUGAACUUCACCCUGAAGAACAUCACACACCAAAAAUAUGACCAGAUUUUCCGCAAGUCUGUCCAGCAAUGGAAUUUGAUAUUUGGAACGAACAACCCAGACCUGUCGAAAUUCCGUGAUGCUGGUGGCAAGAUGCUUACAUAUCAUGGCCUGAUGGACGAGGUGAUUCCUCCUGAUGGCACGAGGUCAUACUACGAAGCGGUAACUGUCGGUGACUCGAGUGUUCAUGAGUACUAUAAGUUCUUCGAAGCUCCAAUGAUGGGACACUGCUUCGGCACCAAAGGAGGAUAUCCUUCUACUAUGUUCGAUAGCCUUGUCGCUUGGGUCGAGGCUGGCAAAGCUCCUACAAGUCUUCCAGUGAAAUACUCCCCAGACGAUGGGAAGACAUACCAUAGAAUCCUUUGUCCAUACCCACAACGAGCGACGUACAAAGGUACUGGGGAUGUAACGUCUGCCGAUGCAUUUUAUUGUGCACAUGGAGUUGUUUCUGUUUAG